AUGAUUUUCGAGGUAAAAGAGCAAACGGACGCCUCCGAUUUGCAAUGCCGAAUGCAUCUUAUAUUGGGUUUUGAGGCAAGAGGUACAGUUUUAGCACAAAGACUGACAGCUUGGAAUCAUUUAAUAGAAGCUACAAAAGGAAGAGGAGAACUUACUGAUAAUCCUUUAGAAUAUUAUCAAUAUGUACGUCAUCAACUAACUCAACAGUCUAAUAUGCAAAAUCGUAGUUUAUCUACUCAGGGUAUUCUUAGAAAAAAAUCAAAAAGUAAAAAUAAACAAAAGGGAAAGAAACAUGAAACAAUGUUAAAUAACACAGAUAAAGAAGCAAAUGAAGAAGACAAAGAUACAUGGGAAGAAUUAUUAGAAUUGAGAGAUACGCAUAAUGCAGAUAUAGAAGAGAAGACUCAAGAUCAUCUUGAUAGUGAUAAUUUUUUCUGUAAUUUACCAACUUCUUCGUAUGCUCGUGUUGUGAUUACCGUAGAUUCAGAGGAAAAAAAUUUGUGGUCUAUGGAGGGUGUAUUAGCUCAAUGUCAUAUUGAUGGUGUACUUCGUGGAAACGUUCACUUUCCAUCUUUGUGCCAGACGCAAAUCAAUCGUAAUGAUGCGGCAGAUCAUAAAUGUUGUAGAAGUUGGUCACCAGCUAACUAUGUGGCACUUUUAUCCAAUCGCAGUUCUUGUUUGGGAGUAACAGAAAAUGAUCUGAGCAGAGUAAAAACACUUUUGCAACAAUGCGCUUAUUACUAUCAUAAUCGCCAGUUGACGCCUAACUGUGCAGAAGACUUCAAUUGCCAAAAACAUGUGCCAAACGAAUGCUACAUGAGAAAUGCAGCUUAUCAUUUACUACACUAUCUUUUAGACGUUAAUUUUAUUCCGAGUAAGACGGAUCCCAACAGCAAACAAAAUUCGACAUUGCAUUCAGCAAUGUUAUUUCUUCCAAUUGCGGCAAGCUCUGCAACUUUAGAUUUUUAUAAAGCAAUAGAUAAUAAUGAUUUAAUAUAUGGAAACUUUCGUGUUCAAGGCAUUCAACUUGGUCUAAAAAGUACACUAUUUGAUCGCGAUAUAUUAUCUGAUUCGAGUCUGGUACUCGUCGGUUUUAUCUUUGUUACAUUUUGUAUCUGGGCAUAUACUGGUUCUAUAGUAUUGACUAUAGCAACAUUUUUCGCAGUAGUAUUUAGCCUUGGCAUUUCAUAUGCAAUUUAUACUGUUGUUUUACAUAUUAAAUUUUUCCCAUUUAUGAAUUUAUUGGCCAUUGUUGUAGCCGUAGGUAUUGGAGCAGAUGAUGCAUUUAUUUAUUGUAAGGUAUGGGAAUCUAAGAAAGAACAAAAACUUUCAAAUGACGGAUUAGUACUGUUGGUACAAGAAACAAUGAUACAUGCUUUCCCAGCUAUGUUUGUUACAUCUCUUACGACAGCAGUAGCUUUUUUUGCAUCAAUUGUCAGUAAUGUGACUGCCAUCAAUUGCUUUAGUUUAUUUGCAGGUAUGACAGUCAUUGCAAACUUUUUCUUGAUGAUUACAUGGUUACCUGCGUGUGUGAUUGUGUCAGAACAUUGUAAAUUAUCCACUCUAUCGCCUGUCAACUUUAUUACCAGAAGAAUUAUUCGUCCUUUACGAUCUUUGGGAGAUAAAGUUACAAUAGGAUUUACCACCUUUCUUACUGGAUUAGUGCUUCGAUUACGUUGGUUUUGGUUAUUAAGUUUGGCUAUCAUGGCAUCAGCGUGUUGCAGUAUCGUCUUCCAUUAUCCGGGUUUGCAACUGCCAGAUUAUAUGGAUUUUCAAUUAUUCCAUGAUACACAUCCGUUUGAACAAUAUGAUCUAAUAUAUUCACGGAGAUUUUGGUUUGAACGAUAUGAAAAUGGAGAUGCUGAAGUUUUACCAUUAAGGUUUGUUUGGGGCAUAAAUCCAGUCGAUAAUGGUGAUUACCUUGAUCCUCGUAAACGAGGAAUACCUGACUGGGAUGAUACUUUUAAUAUUUCUCAUCCAAAAUCUCAAAUAGCUUUUAAAAAUUUUUUCAAAUGGCUUGAACAAUUUUGCCGAAAUUUACGGAAACAAUCUUUUUACCGCAGUACUACAGGACCUUUAUUAUCCAAUUGCUUCAUUGAACCAUUACGUUUAUGGAUGAAGAGACAUUGUAAGGAUCCUAUCGAUCCUCAGAUUGAGUAUGUACCAUGUUGCAAAAGCAGUCAAUUUCCUUAUACACCAAGCGUUCUGCAACAAUGUGCAGCUGAAGCUAGUGAUAGAAUACAUCACACGCCUCAUUUAUGGUUUCGGACUGGUCCAAUUUCUGCAGGCCCAAAAUUUGUUAAAGAACCAUUAUUGUCCGCGCAGGCAUCAAAUGAUUCGUUUCCGAGUAAAAUAACACCUAAAAUUAAAGCGCUUAUUGUUGAAUAUGAUAGCACAUAUGCAUAUAGUCUCUCGUUUGGAAAUAUGGAUAAAUUUUUUAAUGAAGUUGAAAAUUGGAUGCAGAAUCAAUUACGAACUGCACCUCGAGGGAUGCGACGCGGAUGGUUUAUCAGCCAUCUAGAAUUUUACGAGCUCCAGCGUACAUUAUAUCAUGGAACUUUAUAUGCGAUGGGAGUAUCGCUAACUUUGGCUCUAAUAGUAUUAGCACUGGUGACCUUAAAUCCUCUUAUUAGCCUGUAUGCAAUUCUAGCUAUUGGUGCUGUAAUAAUUGUAACCGUGGCAAUACUUAUUCUUCUUGGAUGGAAACUAAAUAUUUUAGAAAGUGUUGCAAUCACUACAGCAAUAGGACUUGCUGUGGACUUUAGCUUGCAUUACGCUGUGAGUUAUAAAGCAUGCGUCUCUGAGAAGAAAAUAGACAGAGUAAAAGCGGCAUUACAACAAAUGGGUGGUCCUACUCUUAUGGCAGCAAUUACAAGCGGUGCUGCGGGUGCUUUAAUGUUACCUUCUCAUGUGCUAGCAUAUAUACAAAUCGGUCUUUUUUUAGUGCUUGUCAUGGGAGUAAGUUGGAUAUAUGCAACAUUGUUUUUAUGUCCAAUGUUAGCAGUUAUAGGACCGUCUUCACAAUUUGCUCAGUUUGAAUAUCCCAGACUGAAAAUAUUAUCAAUUUGUUUUCGUAAAUAUGAUGAUAGCGGUGUAGUUGAAACUGACAAGGAUAACAAUCGAGCGAGAAAAGCUUAUAAAGGACGGGGAAUGCUUUCGGAAUCAACUCUAAGCACUUCUAGCUCCGUAUGUCAAUUUCAUUGCAGUGAAUUGGAAACUCUUGCUGCAAGGCCUCCAUCUCCGUCAUUGCCACCAUCUUCUCCAUUAUCAACAUUACUUCGUUAAAACAAUCAGUAUUUAAUUAGAAAUUAUGUGCCAUUUUCUAGGAAUCUCAAUUUGUUAUUUUUUUUUAUCAAUUUUGUAUUUUUUAAAUUAUAUGUAAAAUAAUCAUUUUUGUAUGUUAUUCUAUGCAUUGGUGUGAUAUAUAAUUAAUGUGACUGUUGGCUGUGUUCAAAUAGCUUUAAGGUCAUUACUCAAACAUGUGGUCUAUUGUUUGUUACAUAUAUCUACAAUAUAUACGUACAAUACGCAUAUACACAGUCAAACAGACACACAGACACAUAUACACAGAGGGCUUCCUAAUUAGUACAGAUAUAUGUAUGUAUAGGUGCAAUCAAGAGCAUCUAUAUCAAUUUGGUACGCUCAUACUCGGCAGUUAAUGUAAUAUUUAAGAAGAAUAUCUUUUAUAUAGUUUAUUUAUAUAGUUAAUAGCAUAGCAUAUCUACUUUAUUCUGUGAACAAACAGAAAAAGCUGGUAAAUCAUAUGUCCUAAAGACUGUGAAGCGCACUGAACAGUAUUAAUGCUCUUAAAUGUGCAUACGUACAAUAUUUAUGGCUAUGGAGAAUUAAAUGUUAACUUAACUAAUAAUAAGUAUAAUAUUAACAUCUUUUGUAUAUUCCAUAAGUUUCAGUUAUCAAUUUUUAAAAACGUGUUAUAUAACAUGCAUGAGUGUACCUAAUGUGACAAAUAAUGUUGUUUACAUGGAUUUGAAAUUUCGAUGGUGAUUGAUACGUUUUUUUUUCAUUAAAAUAUAUUCAUGAGUAUCAGUAUUAUAUGAAAAUUA
Acromyrmex echinatior (Panamanian leafcutter ant) is the source of this 4064-nucleotide messenger RNA. Its product is annotated as protein dispatched. Gene Ontology annotation, cellular component: membrane. The record is from RefSeq and is a predicted model, not a curated record. Gene Ontology annotation, biological process: smoothened signaling pathway. NCBI's taxonomy places the organism in Eukaryota, Metazoa, Arthropoda, Insecta, Hymenoptera, Formicidae. Gene Ontology annotation, molecular function: transmembrane transporter activity.